Stylonychia lemnae is the source of this 870-nucleotide messenger RNA. The record is from the annotation of a GenBank genome assembly. Lineage: Eukaryota; Ciliophora; Spirotrichea; Sporadotrichida; Oxytrichidae.
AUGCUUACAGGUAGUAAAGAAUGUAUAAUCUCAACUAGCUCUCACUUUUUGAAGUUGGCAGAGAAGAAUCAUGCUAUGAUCCCUAAACUAAUGGAACUUUGGUAAUCAAAACUCAAGGAAUGUCCUGAGAAGAAAAAGCUAUCUUUCAUCUAUCUGGCAAAUGAGAUCAUCAAUAUCAGUAAGAUGAAUGAUUCCAAGAAGAAUGAGAAGAUUCAAGAAAUGAAGUCGUUUUGGAUGUUCUUUGAGGACAUAAUUUCUGAAGCAGUAAGUCAGGCAUACAUAGAAUGCAAGAGCUUAUCUUCAGAUAGAAAAGGUAUGAUGAAGGUGGUGAAUAUUUGGAAGAAUCGUUGCACCUUUCAGAUUGAAAAGCUAGACUAGUUAAUCUAAAAUCUUAAUGAAAUAGAGCAGGAUCUUAUGAAACUCAAGGAGAAGCAGAACUAGCAGCAUUUAUCCUCUGGUGGCAAUUAGAAGUAGAAAUCAAACAAGAAAAGAAAGCAUCCUCCCAUCAGCUUGAGUGAGUUCAACAAUCAGCCAGACUUCAUUGUACAAGAAUAGUGGCUGUCACUUGCUGAUCUGAUUCAGUACUAGAUCGAGACCAAAGCCAAAAUGACUAAGUAUUCAGGAGAACUAGAUACGAUGUGUGAAAAGCUGGAUCUUGUUGAUGAGAUUGAAUUUGACUGCAAAAGUGAUGAAUAUUCUAGAUUGUGGAGACUGUACGAGGAAUAGCAAAGAGCUCUGCUGACCUAGCUUAGAGAUUAAUUUGCUAAAAUUGACAAUUAACAAUUUUAGAGUCUACUUAUCACAUAAAAGAUGGAUGAAAUGCUGGAGAAAGUCAAGAAAAUCAAGUUUAAGCUCAACAUUGAAGAAUGA